This is a messenger RNA of Abrus precatorius (Indian licorice), 2611 nucleotides long. Its product is annotated as receptor protein kinase-like protein ZAR1. The coding region runs from base 27 to 2171 and encodes 714 amino acids. The transcript has 2 exons. Gene Ontology annotation, biological process: protein phosphorylation. Lineage: Eukaryota; Viridiplantae; Streptophyta; Magnoliopsida; Fabales; Fabaceae. The record is from RefSeq and is a predicted model, not a curated record. Gene Ontology annotation, molecular function: protein kinase activity; ATP binding; protein binding.
UCCAGAACGGUGUCGUAUCAAUCUAAAUGACCGUUACUCUCUUCAUCCUUCUCUUCUUCUUCUUCUUCCACCCCGCCGUUUCUCUUUCCUCCGACGGCAUCGCACUUCUCACUCUAAAAUCCGCCGUCGACGCCUCCAGCGCCGCCGCAUUCUCCAACUGGAAUGACGCCGACGCCACCCCGUGCCGUUGGUCCGGCAUCAGCUGCGCCAAUAUCUCCAGCGUCACGGAGCCCCGCGUCGUCGGCGUCGCUCUUUCCGGCAAAGGCCUCCGCGGUUACCUCCCGUCGGAGCUCGGAACCCUACUCUACCUCCGGCGCCUCAACCUCCACACCAACGCGUUCCAUGGCUCUAUCCCUGCGCAACUCUUCAAUGCCACCGCUCUACACAGCAUCUUCCUCCACGGCAACAACCUCUCCGGCAACCUCUCUCCCUCCGUCUGCAACCUCCCCCGCCUCGAAAACCUCGACCUCUCCGACAACUCCCUCUCCGGCGCCAUCCCCGACACCCUCGGCAACUGCUCGCAACUUCAGCGCCUCAUCCUCGCACGGAACAAGUUUUCCGGCAAGGUUCCGGCGACUCCGUGGCCGGAGCUGAAAAACCUAGUCCAACUCGACCUCUCCUCGAACCUUCUAGAAGGCUCAAUCCCUAACCAACUCGGAGACCUUAAAUCCCUUUCCGGAACCCUAAACCUCUCGUUCAACCAUCUAUCGGGUAAGGUUCCAAAGUCUUUAGGGAAUUUACCAGUGACAGUUAGUUUCGAUCUUCGGAACAACGAUCUCAGCGGUGAGAUUCCUCAAACGGGGUCGUUUUCGAACCAGGGACCCACCGCGUUUCUUAACAACCCGAACCUGUGCGGGUUCCCUUUGCAGAAAUCGUGUAGCGGUUCAGCGCCGAGCGAACCGGGUUCGAGGCCCGGUUCGGCUCGUGAACCAGAAGGGCGUUCAACGAAAGGGAUGAGUCCCGGUUUGAUUAUUUUGAUAUCGGUGGCUGAUGCUGCUGGAGUGGCUUUGAUUGGGCUUGUGAUUGUGUACGUUUAUUGGAAGAAGAAGGAUAAAGCGAAUGGGUGUAGUUGCACUUUGAAGAGAAAGUUUGGUGAAAACAAUGAAAAAUCGAGUUUGUGUUGUUGGUGUUCUUCUUUGGGAUGUGUGAAUGGGUUGAAGAGUGAUGAUUCAGAGGUGGAAGAAGGGGAGAAAGGAGGGGGAGAGGGUGGAAAAGGGGAAGGGGAAUUGGUGGCAAUUGAUAAAGGUUUUAACUUUGAGCUUGAUGAGCUAUUGAGGGCCUCUGCAUAUGUGUUGGGGAAGAGUGGGUUGGGGAUUGUGUAUAAGGUGGUGCUUGGGAAUGGGGUGCCUGUGGCUGUGAGGAGACUGGGGGAGGGUGGGGAACAAAGGUAUAAGGAGUUUGCUGCUGAGGUUCAGGCCAUUGGCAAAGUGAAGCACCCCAACGUUGUUAAGUUGAGAGCCUAUUAUUGGGCUCCUGAUGAGAAGCUCUUGAUCAGUGAUUUCAUCUCCAACGGCAAUUUGGCCACUGCCCUUAGAGGGAGAAAUGGUCAACCAUCUCCUAACCUUUCAUGGUCAACCAGGCUGGGGAUCAUCAAAGGAACAGGCAGGGGUUUAGCCUAUCUCCAUGAAUGCAGUCCAAGAAAAUUUGUGCAUGGUGACAUCAAACCCUCCAACAUCCUCCUUGACAACGAUUUCCAUCCCCACAUUUCGGAUUUUGGUCUUAACAGACUAAUCAGCAUCACCGGCAACAACCCCUCCUCCGGUGGCUUUAUGGGCGGAGCUCUUCCUUACUUGAAGCCAUCACAAACAGAGCGAACUAACAACUAUAAAGCCCCUGAGGCUCGAGUCCCAGGCUGCAGACCCACCCAGAAAUGGGAUGUAUAUUCAUUUGGAGUUGUAUUAUUUGAACUGCUUACUGGGAAGUCCCCAGAUUCUUCUCCCGCCCCAUCAACUUCUGUGGAAGUCCCUGAUUUGGUGAGGUGGGUUAGGAAAGGGUUUGAACAAGAAAGUCCUUUAUCUGAAAUGGUUGAUCCAUCACUUCUUCAUGAAGUGCAUGCCAAGAAAGAGGUACUAGCUGUGUUUCAUGUAGCACUACAAUGCACUGAGGGAGACCCUGAAGUCCGGCCUAGAAUGAAAACUGUCUCCGAAAAUCUUGAAAGAAUUGGAACAUAAUAUUCAUAUGUUCACCAGCUGAAAGUAGUGAACCUGAGACUGGAAUUUUCGUGAUACUCAAGGAAGAUGCAAUUCAGUCCCAUAGCGCAUUUUUGUGGUAGCACUGAGAAGAUUGUCAUGUGGGGGCAUCAAGAUGGUGAUGCAAAUACUUUCCAUCUUGGACUGGGCCCUCAGGCUGGUGUUUUUAAGUUAAAGCAGUUUUUUGACGGCUGUCAACAUCACAGGUCUCACCUCAUCUUUAUUCAUUUUUGGCAAGAUCAAGGAAGUUAAUAGAUAUAUUCAAAUUUUUUUCUGAUCUCAUUUUCUCCCGAGUCUGAUCAUAAUAAUUUCACGAUAUCAUGCAUUAUUACUUUGGUUGGCAAAUUCAGAUGCAAUCUACUGUAUAAUAAACUUUUUGUAGCUCUCCAUUAUGAAUGACAACUAGGUUUCACAUUCGUCGU